GACUCAAAAUCUACAGCACCGAGAAGUCGGAGAUGUGAGCUGGGAGCAGAGGAAGCCAGCUCGGGCAGGGCAGGGCGGGGUCUGGCCGACCUGACUGACCAUCCCGGGGCGUGUGGAUGGGCCUGUCGGCUGCGAAGAAGCCAUCCUGCUCCCAGUCCCAUGUGCUGUGGACUGCCCCUUGGCCCGGCCCAUCUGAGGGGCCGGGAAGUGGCCGGGGGACGGGGGAUGUUAGGACAGAGGCAGCGCGAACUCCCAUACCAGUGUUCGUGGAACACAUUUAUUGAUGGCCUGAGCCCUGGGAAUCCAGGAAUAACCCGAGACACUGGAACAGCCUCUUUAGGAAAAUGAAGUCUGUCCCCAGCCAGACUCUAAAGUCGUCCUGCCUGGGCCUUGGGCUGCCUUCAUGCCAAUCCAUAGGACUUGACUUCCUUGACCGCUGGCGGCGCUCUUCACCCUCUCGGGGCCCCGCACUCUGCACAGGCCGGGUGUCGGGAGAGCCAGGCACCGUGACAAACACCCUGCACCCCAAGCAGGGGGAGCUGCCCUGGCUCCAGGAGAGGAGGGGGCCGGGACGGUGGCUUGGCUCAUCACGGCUGUACUAAGGUUUCCCUAGCUGACUCCAAGGGGUGGCAGACAAUCCCCGCAUUGUCACCAGGGCUGCACCAUGGAGCAGAGGCGCUGCGAUGAGGAGAGCCCCGGGCCUGGGCUUGUCCAGGCCCCACAGGCUGCAGUGUGCCUCCAGGUGAAGGCCAAGGUCUGCCCUGGGGGCUGGAGGGGCCCCGGCCUGCUGCUGCUGCUGGCACUGGCUGCUGCUGGGGCUGUGGCUGGAGGACUUCUUGGCUUUGCUCACAGUCCCCCCAAGCCUCUGCUGCAGAUGCUCCGUCUGACCCCCCCAAGCCCUGGGGCACACCGGUCCAUCCAAACUGCCCAGGUGGACGCGGCCCAGAAUAUGGCAACCAUCCGGGUGACCUCGGCUCAGAGCAACCGUAGCUGGGCAGUGCUGUUCGACGGGCAGAGCGGCUGCGUCUGUUACCGCCCCUCGGAACACCCAGCCUGCUUUCUCUGCCCGAUGGAGCCCCGAGACCGCGAGACCCUACAGCUGCUGAUGAACACGUCCAGGGACCACAGGCUCCCCAGCCCCAGCCAGGACACCCACUACACCCAGGAGCUGCUGGCAGUGCUGGGGAGCCGCGAGGUGGACCCUGCCCAGGUGGGCGACUCUGUGCGGCAUCUUUGUGGCAAGACGCCCAUUUACUGGGCCCGCCGAGUGGAGGGUAAGUCAGGUGCUGUUGUGGGGCCCGUUGUGGGGCCCGGGCGGAAGGGGUUGGAGCUGCGGGGGCUCACGCAGGCCCUUUCCCCCAGGGCCCCAGAGGCAGCGGCUCAUCUACCUGUGCAUCGACAUCUGCUUCCCCAGCAACAUCUGCGUGUCCGUCUGCUUUUAUUACCUCCCAGACUAAGUGCCUCACCCGGCCAGCCCCCCAGGCCGGCCUCGUCGCAGGUCAUGGAGGGUAGCUGUGGGCGGGAGUUAAUAAACGCUCCACCUGGCCGUGACACUGUUCUCUCGGGCCUCAGGACACAAAACGGGCAGGGUGGGUACGAGCACGGGCUUGGGGUUGGGCCCCAGCCUGGGACCCCGUGGGCUCUGUGGAUCUGGAAUUUUGGAAGCAAGUGAAGGCUGGCUCGGCAGGCU
Molecule: messenger RNA, 1690 nt
Organism: Enhydra lutris kenyoni (northern sea otter)
Lineage: Eukaryota; Metazoa; Chordata; Mammalia; Carnivora; Mustelidae
Product: BRICHOS domain containing 5
Exons: 5
Coding region: 665-1672 (335 amino acids)
Biological process (GO): regulation of cell population proliferation
Source: RefSeq, a predicted model, not a curated record